Myiozetetes cayanensis is the source of this 985-nucleotide messenger RNA. RefSeq names its product interleukin-36 receptor antagonist protein-like. The coding region runs from base 221 to 937 and encodes 238 amino acids. Gene Ontology annotation, biological process: inflammatory response to antigenic stimulus; cellular response to lipopolysaccharide; cytokine-mediated signaling pathway. Gene Ontology annotation, molecular function: cytokine activity. The record is from RefSeq and is a predicted model, not a curated record. The transcript is spliced from 5 exons. Lineage: Eukaryota; Metazoa; Chordata; Aves; Passeriformes; Tyrannidae.
CCCGCCCUGCCCAGCCCUAUAAAGCCACCACCAACCCCAGGGGACAGAACCCAGAGAGGACUGGACCUCGAGAGCUGCCAGAGUCACAGGUGCGUGGGAUCGGGGACAGGGACAGGCCAGGUGCUGCCUGGGAACAACGCCCAGGGCUGGGAACAGGGACAGGGACCAGCCAGGUCCUGCCCAGGAAGGAUUCCCAGGUUGUUCACUCUGGAUCCUCCUGAUGGCUGGGGUUGGCAGCAGGGGUGUCUUCCACCUGUGUCAUCCAUGUCACCCGUGUCCCCCUCUCCCUCCAGGCCCAGCCAUGUCCUGCGUGUCCAGAGCUGCUGUCAGAGGGGUCCGGGGUCCCCGGGGACCCCCUAAGCAGUCCCACCCCAUGGCAGUCCUGGCGGAGCCCGGGAACACGGUCGAGUCUGUCAUCGACCCCGACAUGGAGGCCCUGUUCCAGGACUUCCUGGGGAGAGAGGUGCCAAUGGUGGCCUCGGCGUCCCCGCGCCCCUUGGCCCAGCCGUACCACUACGUGCUGCGGGACUCGGAGCAGAAGGGGCUGUGCCUGCGGGAUGGGCACCUGGUGGCCACCAGCCUGCAGGGCGCCAAUGCUGCCCAGGAAGAGCCCAUCAGCGUCGUGCCCAACCGGCACCUGGAGCGCCGGCGCUGCCCCCUCAUCGUGGGCAUCCGCGGGGGCACCCGAGCCCUGUCCUGCGGCACCGGCCCCGAGCCUCGGCUGCACCUUGAGGACGUGGGGUUGCUGGAGCUGUUCUCACAGGAGGGGGAUGAGGCCAGGCCCUUCACCUUCUACAAGACCUUCGGGGGGUCCACGCACACCUUCGAGGCUGCAGCGUUCCCAGGGCUGUUCCUCAGCACAGCCCCUGGCCCAGGGGAGGCCCUGGCCAUGGCUCCCCCCCACGGGGCCACCGCCUUCUACCUGCGCCGAAAGUGACCCCGGCACCCACGGUGGGGGGGGAGCACCCAUGGUGGGGGACAUCCA